This is a messenger RNA of Sinocyclocheilus grahami, 438 nucleotides long. RefSeq names its product progonadoliberin-2. Gene Ontology annotation, molecular function: gonadotropin-releasing hormone receptor binding; gonadotropin hormone-releasing hormone activity. The coding region runs from base 1 to 261 and encodes 86 amino acids. The transcript has 3 exons. Gene Ontology annotation, biological process: reproductive process; multicellular organism development. Lineage: Eukaryota; Metazoa; Chordata; Actinopteri; Cypriniformes; Cyprinidae. The record is from RefSeq and is a predicted model, not a curated record. Gene Ontology annotation, cellular component: extracellular region.
AUGGUGCACAUCUGCAGGCUGUUUGUGGUGAUGGGGAUGUUGUUGUGUCUAAGUGCCCAGUUUGCCAGCUCUCAGCACUGGUCUCAUGGCUGGUAUCCUGGAGGAAAGAGAGACAUAGACGUGUACGAUACCUCAGAGGUUUCAGAGGAAAUUAAACUCUGUGAGGCAGGAAAAUGCAGCUACCUGAGACCCCAGGGAAGAAACAUUCUGAAGACAAUACUGCUGGAUGCCCUCAUACGGGAUUUCCAAAAGAGAAAGUGACACCAAGAUGACGCAACAGCCUGUGUCCUUUCCAGCAAACACAUUAGGCCUGCAUGUCCAUCCAAAUUAUAUAUAUAAUUAUUUUGUUAUUCUGUGAUUUUUUUUGUAUGUUUUGCAUUUCGUUCUGUUCUCAUAUCCAUUGUGAGUGAACCUAUACUGCCAGCACUAUGUAACCAU